AUGUUAGCACAACCUCUUAAUAUCCUGGGAUGGAAUGUUCGGGGACUUAACGACCUGGAUAGACGCGACACAGUGCAUGAAACGAUAGCCUCCUCCUCUUGCCAGCUUGUUUGCCUUCAGGAAACCAAGUUGGCGGCUGUUACUUCUUUAGAGGCGGCUUACAUUGGUGGUUACAGACUCAAAAAUUUUGCGGAGCGUCCCGCAAAUGGCACUAGGGGUGGUAUCCUGCUUCUUUGGGACGACUCUUCGGUCCAGGUCACCAAUGUGCACCUCACGGAGUUCUCUCUUUCGGCGGACGUUCACCUCUUGCAUUCAAGUGAAGAAGGCGAUUUCAAGAUCACGGCGGUGUAUGGUCCCACGGCCGCCAAUCGCAAGGAUGAUUUCUUUGCGGAGCGUUUCACCUGGACCAACGGGCGGGCAAGUCCCACUUUGUGCAAGCUGGACGCCUUCUUCUGUAAUGCGGACUGGGAUCUUCGUUUCGACACACACGUCCUCCACGCCCUUUCAUCCUCGCUUUCCGACCACUGCCCUCUCCUUUUGGCGGAUGAUUGUGGGCCACGACGGCCUCGUAGCUUCAAGUUCGAGAACUUCUGGACCCGCAUUCCGGGUUUCAGCGAUGUUGUCAAGGGUGCUUGGGAUGAGCCUACUAACCACGAUGAACCUUGCCAUGUUCUUGUUCACAAGCUUCGUUGCACCGCCAACAAGCUUCGGCGUUGGGGUAGAGGCCUCUUCUCCAACACCAAGGUUAUGUUGCAUGCCGCCCUGCUUGUUAUCCUGCACUUCGAUAUGGCUCAGGAAAUCAGGGAUCUGUCCUUGGGAGAGAGGGACCUCCAUGCGCGCCUGAAGAAGAAAGUCAUUGCUCUGGCGGUUGUGGAAAGGGCGAGAAGGAAGCAGUGCGCCCGGAUCACAAACAUUAAGGAGGGCGACGCAAAUACAAAAUUCUUCCACCUUCGAGUCAAUGCUAGAAGAAGGAAAAACCACAUUUACCGGUUAAAGCGCAACCUUGGUUGGGUCACCGACCAUGCGGAAAAGGAGGAACUUGCCCAUGCCCACUUUAGUGAUGUCAUUGGCCGUGGAGAACCUAGAAGGCAAGAUUUCAUGUGGGACGAGCUUCAGUUCAUCAACCCGGACUUGGGGGCUCUUGGUGACCCAAUCACGGAGGAGGAGGUCCUCAAAGCCAUCAACCUCAUGCCGACCGACAAGGCGCCCGGCCCGGAUGGGUUCACGGGCGCUUUCUUCAAGAAAUGUUGGGCCAUUAUCAAAUACGAUGUGAUGCGGGUGAUCCACCAAUUUGGGAACUUCCAUGCCGCCAAUUUCCAUUGGCUAAAUACCGCCAACAUUGCCCUUCUUCCUAAAAAGGACGGGGCAGAGGACAUUUCAGACUUUAGGCCUAUUAGCCUCAUUCAUGGGAUCGCCAAGAUUAUUGCGAAAGUGCUUGCCCUUCGCUUGGGACCACUCAUGGACGACCUCGUCUCCAAUGCCCAAAGUGCCUUCAUCAAAAAGCGAAGCAUACACGACAACUUCCUCUAUGUCAAAAAUCUCGCCAAACGCUUACACAAGUCCAAGACGCCCGCGCUCCUCUUCAAGCUUGACAUUAGGAAAGCCUUUGACUCCAUCCGUUGGGAGUACAUCGUCGACCUUCUCCAACGGCGCGGGUUCCCUAGCCAUUUCCGCAAUUGGAUCACCGCUCUCUUAACCACCGCCUCCUCUCGGGUGCUCCUCAAUGGCGUCGCGGGCUCGCCCAUAAAGCAUGGCAGAGGUCUUAGGCAGGGGGACCCCCUCUCGCCGCUCCUCUUUGUGCUCGCCAUUGAUCCUCAUGCCCAAAUCCUAGAUGCCGCCACUAACCAUGGGCUCCUUCACAAAAUUAGGGGACGCAUAAGCAUUCUCCGCACCUCGCUUUAUGCGGAUGAUGCCGCUAUCUUUGUUGCCCCCAUCAAGGAGGACAUUCAAAAUUUGGCGUCCAUCCUUCAUAGCUUUGGUGAAGUCACCGGCCUUUGCACAAACUUUCUUAAGAGUUCCGUGGUUCCCAUUCGUUGCGGGGACAUUAAUCUUGAUGACAUCCUUGAGGGCAUUCCGGCGGCUCGGACCACCUUCCCCAUGAGAUACCUUGGUCUACCUCUAUCGGUUUGGCAACUCAAGCGCGUGGAUUUCCAACACCUUGAAGACAAAUGCGCCGGCAAAAUCCCCACUUGGAGCGGAAAAUUCAUCACCAUGGCCGGGCGCACGGCUCUUGUGAAGUGGCCUUGGCACGAGUGGAAGGACCCUUCAAAGAUUUGGGUGGGGUAUGGCAACCCGUGCACCGACUACGACAUGGACAUUUUUUAUGCCUCGACCACCAUCACCGUUGGUAAUGGGAAGAAGACCCCUUUUUGGGAGGCCCCUUGGUUAGGGGGUAGAAAGCCCAAGGACAUUGCACCGCUCAUCUUCGAUACCUCUAGGCGCAAAAAGUGGAACGUCAACCAAGCCUUAAAUGCAAAUGCUUGGGUUAGCAACAUUAAAUUGGGUGACGACUUCUCCAUGGACCACUUCGCGCAAUUCAUCGAUCUUUGGGUCCUUUGCCAAGAUAUGCACCUUGUUGCGGUGGUGGAUGAUGACAUUACUUGGAACCUCACGGCAAGUGGCAUUUACUCCGCCAAGUCGGCCUAUGAGGUGCAAUUUUUGGGGUCCGUCACCUCCUUCCUUCACAAAUCGGUUUGGAAGGCUUGGGCCCCUCCCAAAGCUAAAUUCUUCGCUUGGCUUCUCACCCAAAACCGCAUAUGGACCGCCGACCGUCUACAAAAACGAGGGUGGCCAAAUUGCGGCUUAUGCCCCCUUUGCAAGCAAACCAUGGAGACGGCCAACCACCUCUUCAUUCAUUGUAGAUUCUCCACCCGGCUUUGGGAAAAGGUGGCCGAAUGGUUGCAUAACUCCGUCAUUCAACCGGGGGAUUGGGUGGGUCUCUCCAUUGAGCUUUGGUGGCGCAACAUGACGAACUCUCAAAUGCCCAACCGCAAAGCCUUGUCCUCGCUUGCUCUCCUUGUCACUUGGGAGCUAUGGAAUGAGCGCAACGCUAGGGUCUUCAACAACAAGCACGCCACCGUCGCCGUUAUCUUAGAAAAAAUUAAGAAUGAAGCCCGCUUGUGGGUUACCGCCGGUGCUAAGAACCUGGGCAAAAUCAUGCCGGGAGAGUAG
Messenger RNA from Lolium perenne, 3171 nucleotides. RefSeq lists its product as uncharacterized. NCBI's taxonomy places the organism in Eukaryota, Viridiplantae, Streptophyta, Magnoliopsida, Poales, Poaceae. The record is from RefSeq and is a predicted model, not a curated record.